This is a messenger RNA of Abrus precatorius (Indian licorice), 4832 nucleotides long. Its product is annotated as alpha-glucan water dikinase, chloroplastic. Gene Ontology annotation, biological process: phosphorylation. The record is from RefSeq and is a predicted model, not a curated record. NCBI's taxonomy places the organism in Eukaryota, Viridiplantae, Streptophyta, Magnoliopsida, Fabales, Fabaceae. Gene Ontology annotation, molecular function: ATP binding; kinase activity. Bases 181 to 4554 code for a protein of 1457 amino acids. The transcript has 34 exons.
GGGUGAAUCAACCGCUAUCAUACACAAACAGUUCGAAGCUCUCUCCUUCAUCAACGUUGUAUUUUCUCCAUUCAUAUUCCUUUUCCCAUUUUCACGCGAUUUCGAUCUCACGUACUCUUCUGAAACCUACUCUCACCUUUCACCGAUUGAAGAAGAAGAAGAAGGAGUGGAUCCACGAAGAUGAGCCAAAGUGUCUUCCACCAGACAUUGCUUUGUCAAACUCAAACGGUUGCGGAGCAUCAAAGUAAGGUUACUUUGUUCCAAUCAGUGAGUGUUAACAAAGAAAAGAAGUUUCUGCUUUCUACAAAUUUUCGCGGGAACAGGUUGUGUGUGAGGAAACGUAAAUUAACCAUGGGAAGGCACCGCCAUGCCGACGCUAUUCCACGCGCUGUGCUAACCACCAAUCCGGCUUCUGAGCUUUCAGGGAAGUUCAACCUUGAUGGAAAUAUUGAGUUGCAGGUUGGUGUUAGUUCUUCAGUACCAGGAGCUGCAACACACGUAGAUAUUCAGGUUUCAAAUAAUAAUGGCUCUCUGCUUUUACAUUGGGGAGUUGUGUGUGAUAAGCAAGGAAAGUGGGUACUUCCUUCGCGUCGACCUGAUGGAACUAAAGUUUAUAAAAACAGAGCUCUUAGAACUCCUUUUGUAAAAUCUGACGCAGGAUCUUUCCUUAAAAUAGAAAUUGAUGAUCCUGCUGCUCGAGCCAUUGAGUUCCUUAUCCUUGAUGAGGCUCAGAAUAAGUGGUUUAAAAAUAAUGGUCAGAACUUUCAUAUCAAGUUACCAGUGAAAGAUAAGCUAGUUCAGGAAGUUUCAGUUCCUGAAGACCUUGUAGAGAUUCAAGCAUAUCUUAGGUGGGAACGAAAGGGUAAGCAGUUGUACACUCCUGAGCAACAGCAGGAGGAAUAUGUAGCAGCCCGAGGUGAACUAUUGGAGGAAGUAGCUAGGGGCACUUCUGUACAAGACCUCCGUGCAAGGUUAACUAACAAAACUAAUGCUGCUGAAGUAAAGGUACCUUCUGUUUCUGAAACAAAGACCAUCCCUGAUCAACUUGUACAGAUUCAAGCUUUUAUACGCUGGGAAAAAGCUGGCAAGCCUAACUAUUCUCAAGAACAACAACUUAUGGAAUUUGAGGAAGCAAGAAAAGAAUUGUUAGCAGAGCUUGAGAAGGGAGCUACUCUAGAUGAGAUACAGAAGAAGAUCGACAAAGGAGAGAUACAAACUAAAGUUGCCAAGCAAUUGAAAACCAAAAAAUACUUCCGUGUUGAAAGAAUACAAAGGAAAAAGAGGGAUUUGAUGCAGCUUAUCAACAGAAAUGUUGCCCAAAAUAUAGCUAAACAAUUUAUAGAGGCUCCAAAAACCUUGACAAUAAUUGAACGUUAUGCCAAGGAAAGGGAAGAAUAUGAAAGAGGUCUUGUUUUGGAUAAGACAAUACACAAGCUUGCUGAUAAUGAUCUUUUGGUCCUCGUUACCAAGGAUGCUGGUAAGAUUAAGGUUCACCUGGCUACAGACUCAAAAAUACCUUUUACACUGCACUGGGCCUUAUCCAAAACAGCAUCUGGAGAGUGGCUGGUACCACCUGCAUAUGCUCUGCCACCUGGAUCUGUUACUAUGAAUGAGGCUGCUGAAACACCUUUUGAAGCUGGUUCUUCAUCUCAUCCUUCUUAUGAGGUCCAGUCCUUGGAUAUUGAGGUUGAUGAUGAUAGUUUUAAAGGAAUGCCUUUUGUCAUUCUGUCAGACGGAGAAUGGAUAAAAAACAAUGGAUCAAAUUUUUACAUUGAAUUUGUUGGGAAGAAGCAGAUACAAAAGGAUUUUGGUGAUGGCAAAGGUACAGCUAAGUUCUUGUUGGAUAAAAUAGCAGAAAAGGAAGGUGAGGCACAAAAGUCCUUCAUGCAUAGAUUUAACAUUGCAUCGGAUUUAGUAGAUGAAGCCAAAAAUGCUGGUCAAUUGGGUCUUGCUGGGAUUUUGGUGUGGAUGAGAUUCAUGGCUACAAGGCAGCUCGUAUGGAACAAAAAUUACAAUGUGAAGCCACGUGAGAUAAGUAAAGCACAGGAUAGACUUACAGACUUGCUCCAGGAUGUAUAUGCAAGUUAUCCACAGUAUAGGGAACUUGUGAGGAUGAUCUUGUCUACUGUUGGUCGUGGAGGUGAAGGAGAUGUUGGACAGCGGAUUCGAGAUGAAAUUCUUGUCAUCCAGAGAAAGAAUGAUUGCAAGGGUGGAAUGAUGGAGGAAUGGCACCAGAAGUUACACAAUAAUACUAGUCCUGAUGACGUUGUAAUCUGUCAGGCACUAAUUGAUUAUAUAAAUAAUGACUUUGAUAUUGGUGUUUACUGGAAAACAUUGAAUGACAGUGGAAUAACGAAAGAACGUCUAUUGAGCUAUGACCGUGCCAUCCAUUCUGAACCAAAUUUUAGGAGAGAUCAAAAGGAAGGUCUUUUGCAAGAUCUGGGAAACUACAUGAGGACUUUAAAGGCAGUUCAUUCUGGUGCAGAUCUGGAAUCUGCUAUUUCAAAUUGUAUGGGCUACAAAUCUGAGGGUCAGGGCUUCAUGGUUGGGGUGCAGAUAAAUCCAGUGCCUGGUUUGCCUAGUGGUUUUCAAGAAUUACUUCAGUUUGUCAUGGAACACAUUGAAGAUAAGGAUGUUGAACCACUUCUUGAGGGGUUACUUGAAGCUCGUCAGGAACUCCAACCAUCACUCGGGAAAUCCCAAAGUCGUCUGAAAGAUCUUAUAUUUUUAGAUGUUGCCCUUGAUUCUACAGUUAGAACAGCAGUGGAAAGAGGUUAUGAGGCAUUAAACAAUGCUGGACCGGAGAAAAUAAUGUAUUUUAUCUGCUUGGUUCUUGAAAAUCUUGCACUUUCAUCGGACAACAAUGAAGAUCUUAUCUACUGUUUGAAGGGAUGGGAUCUUGCCUUAAGCAUGUACAAGAGUAAAGACACUCAUUGGGCAUUGUAUGCAAAAGCAGUCCUUGACAGAACACGGCUUGCACUCGCAGACAAGGCACAUUUAUACCAGGAAAUUCUGCAACCUUCCGCAGAAUACCUUGGAUCACUACUUGGUGUUGACAGAUGGGCUGUGGAAAUAUUUACUGAAGAAAUUAUCCGUGCUGGAUCAGCUGCUUCUUUGUCUACUCUUCUAAAUCGACUGGAUCCUGUACUCCGAAAUACAGCUAAUCUUGGAAGCUGGCAGGUUAUUAGCCCAGUUGAAGCUGUUGGAUAUCUUGAAGUUGUCGAUGAGUUGCUUGCUGUUCAAAACAAGUCAUAUGAGCGACCUACAAUUUUGCUAGCCAAGAGUGUGAAAGGAGAGGAAGAAAUUCCAGAUGGUACAGUUGCCGUCCUGACACCUGAUAUGCCUGAUGUUCUAUCUCAUGUUUCUGUGCGAGCAAGAAAUAGCAAGGUGUGUUUUGCAACAUGCUUUGAUCCUAAUAUCCUGGAUAAUCUCCAAGCAAAUAAAGGAAAGCUUUUUCAGUUAAAGCCUACAUCUGCUGAUGUGGUUUAUAGCGAGGUCAAGGAGGGUGAGUUUGUUGAUGACAAAUCAACUCACCUGAAAGAAGUUGGUUCUGUGUCACCCUUAUCUUUGGUCAGAAAGAAGUUUAGUGGUAGAUAUGCUGUCUCAUCUGAGGAAUUCACCAGUGAAAUGGUUGGAGCUAAAUCUCGCAAUAUCUCUUAUUUAAAAGGGAAAGUUCCUUCUUGGAUUGGAAUUCCUACCUCAGUUGCCAUACCUUUUGGAGUUUUUGAACAUGUUCUUUCUGAUAAAUCAAAUCAGGCAGUGGCUGAGAGGGUCAAUAUUUUGAAAAUGAAGUUGAUUGAGGGAGACUUCAGUGCUCUCAAGGAGAUUCGUGACACAGUUUUACAGCUUAAUGCACCUUCCCAGUUGGUGGAGGAGUUGAAAACUAAAAUGAAGAGUUCUGGAAUGCCUUGGCCAGGUGAUGAAGGUGUACAACGCUGGGAACAAGCUUGGACGGCUAUAAAAAAGGUAUGGGGCUCAAAGUGGAAUGAGAGAGCAUAUUUCAGCACAAAAAAAGUGAAACUCGACCACGAUUAUCUUUCAAUGGCUGUCCUUGUUCAGGAAGUGAUAAAUGCUGACUAUGCUUUUGUCAUCCACACAACUAAUCCAUCUUCUGGAGAUUCUUCAGAAAUAUAUGCUGAGGUGGUAAAGGGCCUUGGAGAAACACUGGUUGGAGCUUAUCCUGGUCGUGCUUUGAGUUUUAUAUCCAAAAAACAUGAUUUGAACUCCCCUCUGGUCUUGGGUUAUCCUAGCAAACCUGUUGGCCUAUUUAUAAGACAGUCAAUUAUUUUUCGAUCUGAUUCCAAUGGUGAAGAUCUAGAAGGUUAUGCUGGUGCUGGCCUUUAUGACAGUGUCCCAAUGGAUGAGGCGGAGAAAGUGGUGCUUGAUUAUUCAUCAGACCAACUGAUCCAGGAUGGUAGUUUUCGCCAGUCAAUCUUGUCAAGCAUUGCCCGUGCAGGAAAUGCAAUUGAAGAGUUGUAUGGCUCUCCUCAGGACAUUGAAGGUGUCAUCAAGGAUGGAAAAGUCUAUGUUGUCCAGACCAGACCACAAAUGUAGGCCACUAGAUCCAUAUCAUAUGAGCCGCCUACCUCAACCAUUCAUUAUCGUGCAACAUGGCGUUUCAAACAUGCCUGAGGUAGCUUGUGAGUUUGAGAGUAAACCUGCGGAUUACCAAAUUUAGCUUAUAGAUUUAUUGUAAGCGAUACAUUAAGGAAUAAUUUAUCAGUAAAUAAACCAUAGAAGUAAAUUAAGAAAAAAAAUUAAAUGGUCCAAUUCUUUUUUCCUACUAUCUAUUUACAUCUAAAUUUGCUUCUUCCUAAUCAAGAUUGCUUUUU